Molecule: messenger RNA, 3145 nt
Organism: Hippocampus comes (tiger tail seahorse)
Lineage: Eukaryota; Metazoa; Chordata; Actinopteri; Syngnathiformes; Syngnathidae
Gene: plod1a
Product: procollagen-lysine, 2-oxoglutarate 5-dioxygenase 1a
Exons: 20
Coding region: 158-2473 (771 amino acids)
Biological process (GO): peptidyl-lysine hydroxylation
Cellular component (GO): endoplasmic reticulum
Molecular function (GO): iron ion binding; procollagen-lysine 5-dioxygenase activity; L-ascorbic acid binding
Source: RefSeq, a predicted model, not a curated record
GAGAGAGACAGAGAGAGAGAGAGAGAGAGAGAGAGAGAGAGAGAGAGAGAGAGAGAGAGAGAGAGGUGGGGUGGUUACAUAGCCGGGUCAGCGGGGAAAGUGAUUCCGACUCAGUCCUUCUCCGCUCCAUCCGUCUAAGCAAGCGACUGAUUUGACCAUGAAACUUUCGUUGGUGUUGUUCUCCGUCCUUAUCUGCACACUCUUUCCUCUGCGCGACUGCGACGAGCAGCAGCAAGUCCGAGAAGAUCAAAUUGUCGUUGUGACCGUCGCAACUAAGGAGACUGAUGGCUUCAAACGUUUCAUGAGAUCAGCAAAACAUUUUAAUUACACUGUCAAGGUUCUUGGUCGUGGUCAAAAAUGGAAAGGAGGUGACUACUUGUCCCCUGGGGGAGGUCAGAAAGUGCGAAUUCUUAAAGCUGCCCUCGAGUCAAUGAAGGACGAGAACAAAAUCAUUGUUUUUAUUGACAGCUAUGAUGUGAUUUUCGCAUCAGGCCCGAAAGAGCUGCUAAAGAAGUUUGUGCAGGCCAAACACAAGGUGGUGUUUUCCUCUGAGACCUUGAUCUGGCCCGACAGACACUUGGAGGACAAACAUCCACAUGUCCGGGAGGGCAACAGGUUCCUCGGCUCAGGAGGCUUUAUUGGCUACCUUCCAAACAUCAAAGAAAUGGUUGCUGAGUGGGCGGGAGACGACGGUGACAGUGAUCAGCUGUUUUUCACCAAGAUUUUUAUCAAUCCUGAGAAAAGAAAAUCCAUAAAUAUCACACUGGACAGCAAAUGCAGAUUGUUCCAGAACCUUCACGGAGCUCUUGACGAAGUGGUGCUAAAAUUUGAGGAUCGACGUGUCCGAGCCAGAAAUUUGCUCUAUGAUACGCUACCUGUCAUCAUCCACGGGAAUGGACCGACCAAGCUUCAGCUCAACUACCUUGGUAACUACAUACCGAACGUGUGGACAUUUGAGACGGGCUGCACAGUGUGCCAUGAUGAUCUACUCCCACUCAGGAACCUUAAGGAAAAUGAAUAUCCUUUGGUGGUGAUUGGUGUCUUCAUUCAGCAGCCCACUCCAUUUGUCACCGUGUUUUUUGAACGCCUCCUGAAGCUUCAGUAUCCCAAGAAUAGACUCAAGCUCUUCAUUUUCAACAAGGAACCCCAUCACGAGCGUGAGGUCAGCGCUUUUGUCCAGGACCACGGAAGCCUCUAUCUAGAUGUCAAAUUUGUUGGGCCCGAAGAGGAGAUAGAAGACACAGCUGCACGCACCAUGGCCUUCGAUAUGUGCAGGAAGCAGAAGGACUGUGACUAUUUCUUCAACUUGGACGUUGACGUUGCUUUGAAGAAUGAAAACACACUCAAAAUUCUCAUUGAACAAAACCUGCCGAUCGUAGCACCAUUGUUGACGCGAACUGGCCGACUUUGGAGCAACUUUUGGGGAGCCCUGAGCGCCGAUGGCUACUAUGCCAGGGCUGAGGACUACGUGGAUCUGGUCCAAGGACGCAGGGUGGGAAUUUGGAACGUUCCAUACAUAACCAGCGUGUACUUGAUGAAGGCCAGCCUCCUCCGCUCGGAGCUCUCAGACGAUGAUCUAUUUCAUUCAAAUUUCAUGGACCCUGACAUGGCCUUCUGCCAGCAUGUUCGAAAUAAGGGAGUCUUUAUGUAUGUAACCAACAUGGACACUUUUGGACGCAUCCUAUCAACCGAAAACUAUCAGACCAGUCAUCUGCAUAAUGAUCUGUGGCAGAUCUUUGAAAAUCCAGAGGACUGGCGGGAGCGCUAUAUUCAUGAGAACUACACUCACAUCAUGAAAGGAAAACCUGUUGAGACUCCUUGCCCAGAUGUAUACUGGUUUCCAGUUUUCACCGAUAUUGCUUGCAACCACCUGGUUGAAGAAAUGGAACACUUUGGGAAGUGGUCAGGAGGCGGUAAUGUGGACACUCGAAUCCAAGGCGGCUAUGAGAAUGUCCCCACCAUUGACAUCCACAUGAAUCAAGUCAACUUUGAUAAGGAAUGGCACCAGUUUUUACUGGAGUACAUUGCGCCGAUAACAGAGCAAAUGUAUCCUGGUUACCAUACCCAGUGCACUUCUCCCUUGAACUUCGUGGUGAGGUACAAACCCGACGAGCAGCCCCUGCUCGAGCCUCACCAUGACGCCUCCACAUUCACUAUAAACGUUGCUCUCAACAGCAAAGAUGUUGACUAUCAGGCUCAUUUUGACUUGGCCUUUGUAGUUAGAUAUAAGCCCGAUGAGCAGCCCUUUUUGAGGCCACAUCAUGACGCCUCCACAUUCACUAUAAACAUAGCACUCAAUCAGAGGGGGCCUGAUUACGAGGUGAGUGGCAUCGGAGGUUGGUACAAAUCGGACAUUUUGAUAAAUUAUGGAGAAAAUGUCCCAGAACAUCGAACGAAAAAAAAAAUCUGUCAUUAUAUCUAUAAGAUGGAAGGGAAAAAAAAUACUAAAAUAAGAAUAUUCAUUAUGUAUUGAUUGAAUGGGAGCCAUACAAUUAUUUUUUGCCCAGGGUCCCUCAAGAGCACAAAUAAUAAAUAAAUUCGUACUUCACUCUACAGCAGGCUUUCCUUGCCUCAUCUUUUAAAUGAGAAGGCAAGUCAAAUUUUUCUUUACAAUAUGUUCUAUGUGCCCCUACAAGUCUAAAUGCGGCAUUGUGAUUAAUAUUGUUUUUGUGGAAUAUGAAUUAAGCAAAAAUAUCUCCCCCUUUUUUUUAUCCAUGUCAGAGGCUGCCAUUUUGUCUUGUACUGCCUCUUGCAAUAGACUGAACAUGACGACAUCACAGUGUCCAAAGGUUCAGAUAAAUAACAAAUCAUGGCUCGCCUGUUUUCUGGGUUUGGUCAUGUGACAUUGGCAAGGUGAGUUCUUUGGCACUGUGAUGUCAUUUUCAGUCAACAGCAAGUGGCAAAAUGGCUGCCCCCUGAGAUGGAGACAAGAAAGGAUGGGUUUUAGUGCUUGAUUCAUAUUUCACAAAUGCAAUAUUAAGCAGAAUACCAUCUUUAGACGAGUGGGGACACGUAGAACAUCCUAUCUUAAAGAAAAUUAUUGACUUCACUUUGACCCGUUUCAAAAUAAAAGGCAAAACCAAGGGAUUUUGGGUAAUCAGUGUGACAAAAAUCAUCAGAACGCACUCUCAAGAUUGAAUGAAAU